AUGGGGGAGUGUGGCGUGUUAAGGGAGUGUGGGGGUGAUGUGGAGGGUCAGUUUCUUUCUAAGCCUACCACUACCACCAACCAGGCCUUGCGGUGUCCUGAGCCUACCACUACCACCAACCAGGCCUUGCGGUGUCCUGAGCCUACCACUGCCACCAACCAGGCCUUGUGGUGCCUACCACCACCCAACCAGGCCUUGCGGUGUCCUGAGCCUACCACUACCACCAACCAGGCCUUGCGGUGUCCUGAGCCUACCACUGCCACCAACCAGGCCUUGCGGUGUCCUGAGCCUACCACUACCACCAACCAGGCCUUGCGGUGUCCUGAGCCUACCACUACCACCAACCAGGCCUUGCGGUGUCCUGAGCCUACCACUACCACCAACCAGGCCUUGCGGUGUCCUGAGCCUACCACUGCCACCAACCAGGCCUUGCGGUGUCCUGAGCCUACCACUACCACCAACCAGGCCUUGCGGUGUCCUAAGUUAUGUCCUAAAUUUCGCGCCUACACAAAAUUGAGGACAUUUGAGUGA
Molecule: messenger RNA, 531 nt
Organism: Homarus americanus (American lobster)
Lineage: Eukaryota; Metazoa; Arthropoda; Malacostraca; Decapoda; Nephropidae
Product: soluble scavenger receptor cysteine-rich domain-containing protein SSC5D-like
Exons: 1
Coding region: 1-531 (176 amino acids)
Source: RefSeq, a predicted model, not a curated record